AUGACUAGAAGCCCAAUUAACCUUGAUAACGUCUACGAGAACAAUCUUGGCACUUUUAAGAAAAUAAGUGAUACAGUUCUGCCAGUCUCGUACCCCGAGAAGUUUUUUAGCGAUCAAUUUAGCACUGAUGCCAAACAAAAAGAAUUGUACUUCUCGAAAUUAGCAUAUUUUGGUGAAGUCGCAGUUGGAGGAGUGAGAGCUAAGCUUAUUGCGAAUAAAAGCAAAGGCGUUAAAGCUGCAGGUGUGUACAUUGAAAUUUUAGUUGUGUUGGAGCCUUACAGAAGCAAAGGCAUUGGGUCAAAACUGCUAGAGUACGUUAUUGAUGAAUGUAAAAAUCAUUUCCAGCACCAAAUUUUUGUGCAUGUUGCUACCAAUAACUCAGAAGGUUUGAAAUGGUAUGAAACUAAGGGUUUCGUGAAGCAGGAAGAGUUGAAAGAUUACUACAAAGAUACUAGAGGCUCGCCCGACGCCGUCGUUUUAUGUUUAACAAUGUAG
Molecule: messenger RNA, 495 nt
Organism: Lachancea mirantina
Lineage: Eukaryota; Fungi; Ascomycota; Saccharomycetes; Saccharomycetales; Saccharomycetaceae
Source: the annotation of a GenBank genome assembly